CUCUUCCGAAAGCUGGACCUCAACGAAGACGGGAGGGUGGACAUUGCCGAGCUCCAGACGGGCCUCCGGGCCAUGGGCAUCCCUCUGGGGAAGGAGGCGGAGGAGGAAAUUCAGAAUUCUGCCAAGUGAGGCAGGCUCCUGUGCUGUGUUCCACUGCUGUGUCUCAGCAUGGGGAUGGCUGACAAUGGCCCAGACCUGCUGACUAACUUACAUUUCCACACCAAAUACAGAGGUCUUCUGAUGGAGUAGGAAUUCAACACUGCAACAUGAUUUAUAUAAUGGAGAAGUUUUUUUUAAAAUACCUUCAGUGUUUCAGUCUGCUUGUGGCCUCUUGUGUUAGUUGUGCAGGACUUGGAAAGCAGCUGUAUUAACAAAAUAUGCAACAGAAAAAGAACAAAAAUAGUAGAAUUAUGAAGAAAAGAAAAGAGGAAGAAAGAGGUGACAGUAUCAUGACCAAAUAGGUCAGCACAGGAGCAUUUUAGUCGGUUUGUGUGAAGGCUUGUAGCAUUAAAAAGAAAGAUCACAGAAUCAUAGCAUUGUUUGGAUUGGUAAUGAUUUUUAAAAGGUCUUGUAGUCCAAUUCCCCUGCAAUAUAGCAAGGUUGCUAUAUCAGGUUGCUCAGAACCCCACCCAGCCUCACCUCAGAUAUUCCCAGGGGUGGAGCAUCCUGGGCAACCUGUGCCAGUGUUUUACCACCCUCAUUGUAAAAAACUUCUUCCUUAUAUGUAAUCUAAAUCAACACUCCUUACAUUUAAAACCAUUCUCCAUGUCCUAUUGCUACAGGUCCUGCUAAAAUAUUUGUCUCUUUUAUAAGCCCCUUUAAGUACCAACAGGCUGCAGUGAGGUCUCCCUGGAGCCUUCUCAUCCUCAGUCUGAAAAACUCCAGCCUUUCCUCACAAGCAUCUCACAGGAGAGGUGCUCCUGCUCUCUGAUCAUCUUUGGGGCCUCCUCAGGCCCCGCUGCACCAGGUCUGUGUCUUUCCUGUGCUGAGGAGCCCAGAGCUGGAUACACUACUCCAGGUGGGGUCUCAUGAAGGCAGAGUAGAGGAAUGGAAGCUCCCUUGAGCUGCUGGUCAUGCUUCUUUUUCUGCAGCCCAUGUCAUCAUCCAAACUGUGUUCCUACAUCUGUCAGCAAUUAACAAUUCUUUAUGUGGUCACCAUUUCAUUUUACCCAGUGAAUUAUCCUUACUGCUUGUGAUUACAGUUUUUAGACAAUGAGAAAAAAAUGGUGUGCCUUGAAAAAUGAACAUUUGGAUCUGAGCCUUUGUGAAGGUGAGGUGAUCCCACAGUAAGGCAGUAACAAGAAAUGGCAGGUUUGAUGUGGCAGGCAUGCCAAACAUUGUUUCCCAGGGCUUGUAAGUGAGUGUUGGCACCUUGGUUCCUGCUCUAUUGUAAGCAUGCCUAUUUUAAAAUGCAUCCAGUGCUCCUCCAUCUGAGAAGCUGGUGACCCAGGCACUGGGAGAGUGACAAGUGGCUGUAAUUAUACAAAAUCUGGUGGUAUAUUAAAUUUAGAAGAGCAGAGUUGGAUUCAGUGUUGAACUGAAGUGGGGAGUGAUUGACUGAUGGAGUAGUUUGUGUGUGGAGGCUGUGGAAUCUCCUUUCUUGACGAUGUCCAAGACUCAGUUGGAUGUGGUCCCACACAACCUAAUCUAAUUAGAUCUAAUUAGACAUGCUUUCAGCUGGGGUUGAGUUCAAUGGACUCCAGAGGUUCCUUCCAACUUGAAUUACUAUUUGAUGCGGUGAAGGGGCAGUUUGUACCAAGGACUUAGUGUGCCAGGCUCCCCACAGAAUCCAGAGGUGUCUUCCUGCUGGCUAUGCCCAUGGGGUAUGGAACCCCCCCAGGAGGAAGUUUCUGCCUGCCAAGUAGAAGACAAGCUUCUUUCGAUGUUCCUGUUCCACAAACUUGCAAAUUACUGAUUUUAAUCUGAAACCUUAACACCCACAUAAUUAGUUCACCUCACAGACAGCAAGAGGCUUUUGUUUGCAUGAGCUUUUAGAUUUGUACUGAGAGAAAAACACAUGUGCCAUAUGUUUUUGUUCCCUGUCAUUUCUGUCCUGCUUCGCUGAGAGUGGCUGAGACUGACUUGAAGUCUGGAAAAUAACUGUCAAAACAAAAGUAGGAAAUGGAGAGUACGUUUGUGCUUACCAUUUUCUCAUUGUUGCAAUAUGGAUUCCAUUUCUUUUGCAGAUGAACUGAAAAGUGUCCCCCUUCACAUACAGAAAUUACCAGCUCUCUAAAGUAACAUGGAGUUUCUGUUUUCUUUGGCUCACAGUGGAGGUUCUCAUCCUCAGCAGUGGAGGUUCUACUAUAAUUAUAAUUUAGUUCAAGUUUUGUCCUCACAGAUAUGUGACACAGAAAACCACUUUCCUUGUUCUGCAUUUUGGUUUGUGUAGUUCAGCUAGCAAUAGGGAACAGUAACAAUUGUUGUGGAGUAGAACUCACACAAAGUGAUUACAAGUGUCACAUAAGUCACCUCUUCUCAGGAAGGCGUGGGAGCCCAGCAGGACACUCAGACCCUGCAGCAUGAGGUGCCAUGAGUGGAGUAAUUGACUUGAUUUUUACUGUGCACAACUUGCUGUAUUAUGGAAGAAAAUUUUUAAAGCUGGGGAUACUAACCAGGAUGGACAGCUGGAUUUUGAAGAAUUUAUGCAGUAUCUUAAAGAACAUGAGAAAAAGAUGAAACUGGCAUUUAAGAGCCUGGACAAAAACAAUGAUGGAAAAAUUGAAGCCUCAGAAGUUGUCCAGUCCCUCAAGAUAUUGGGUAUAGACAUUUCAGAAAAACAGGCAGAAAAGAUCCUGCAAAGUAUUGAUGCUGAUGGGACAAUGACAGUAGACUGGAAUGAGUGGAGAGAUCAUUUUAUGUUUAAUCCAGCUACAGACAUCGAAGAAAUAAUUCGAUACUGGAAACAUUCCACUGUAUUGGAUAUAGGAGAUAGUUUGACUGUUCCAGAUGAGUUCACAGAGGAAGAGAAGAAGACUGGGCAGUGGUGGAAGCAGCUGCUGGCAGGAGGAGUGGCUGGUGCUGUCUCUCGAACAGGUACAGCACCCUUAGAUCGCCUUAAAGUCAUGAUGCAGGUUCAUGGUUCAAAGUCAAACAAAAUGAAUAUAGCCAGCGGUUUUAAGCAAAUGUUGAAAGAAGGUGGUGUCCGAUCCCUUUGGAGGGGAAAUGGUGUAAAUGUUGUGAAAAUAGCUCCUGAAACAGCUAUUAAGUUCUGGGCUUAUGAACAGUAUAAGAAGAUACUCACUAGGGAUGAUGGAAAGUUAGGCACUGUUGAAAGAUUUGUAUCUGGUUCUUUGGCUGGAGCAACAGCACAAACUUCUAUUUAUCCCAUGGAGGUUUUAAAGACCAGAUUGGCUGUGGGUAAAACAGGGCAAUAUUCUGGGAUGUUUGACUGUGCUAAGAAGAUUUUAAAAAGAGAAGGUCCAAAAGCCUUCUACAAAGGCUAUAUUCCUAAUAUUCUGGGUAUAAUUCCUUAUGCUGGCAUUGACCUUGCUGUUUAUGAGCUCUUAAAGAGUACGUGGCUAGAGCACUACGCAUCGAGCUCUGCGAACCCAGGUGUUUUUGUGCUCUUGGGCUGUGGCACCGUUUCCAGCACGUGUGGGCAGUUAGCCAGUUACCCUCUGGCUCUCAUCAGAACACGCAUGCAGGCUCAAGCCUCAGUGGAAGGAGCUCCACAGCUAAGCAUGGUUGGUCUCUUUCAAAGGAUUGUUGCUACAGAGGGACUCCGAGGACUUUAUAGGGGCAUAGCCCCUAAUUUUAUGAAAGUGCUUCCAGCUGUCAGCAUCAGCUAUGUUGUCUAUGAAAAAAUGAAACAGAAUUUGGGAAUAGCAUGAAAUGAAGGAAAAAGGUGAGAUGCUUCUAAUGCUGUUGGAAAUACGAGAACAAUGUUUUCUCAAGUAAUCUGCUCUCACAAUUAGAGACAGAUCUUUAUAGAGAGAUGCUGCGAUUUCCACAUUUGCCCUUAAGUGGGAAGAAACUUUCUUAAAUUUUAGUUCACCAUUUUUAAACAGAUACCUAUAUUGCACUUUAAAAUGUCACUGAGUUGAAAAAAAAAUCAAGAAACUGUCUUUAAAUCAGCAGUAUGUUUUUAUUUUUAGGAAAUCAUGCAUAUUUUACUCAUUGGGGUUUUUGUAAUUUGUCCUUUCUAAAUGUGUAUUUGUCUUGGAUGAAACCAAAGGUAGGAGAAGUUUAUGCUGCCUUGAUACUGAAUAUAUGAAAGUGACUUUGUGUUUUGUCAUGCUGCCUACACUCAAGCAAUUCACAGGCGACAUUCUGCAUGCCUAGAAGUGAGCACUUUUGUUAUUUUGGAAGACUUAACGUUAAGUUCAUAAGAAAUUGCGUCUUGGAUACACACAAUAAUGGAAUAACACAUUAAAAUAUAGCCCACCACCUUUGUCUUCAGGCAAACCUUUUUUAUUUUUCAUUAUUUAAAGAGCCUGAGAAACUGCUGUUCUGCAGUAUCGGAAUACCUCAAUGGAUUUACACGGUAUUUUUGUAGUACAAUCAGCAAUUUUGAUAACUUGCUUCACUGGACCUGCUUUUCAUUGCACUUGUAAAUGUCAGCACCAUUAACCAUGGCAAAAUUUGGGUUACAGCUGCUGCAUGUUUUAUAGGAUCAUAAUACAAAGGAACAGAAAAGGCUUGGAUGUUAGAUCCAUUCCAAACUAGUGCAAGUUGCUAUUUAAAAACAGGAUGGAGGAUCCAGUAUGAAGCUGGUGGUAAUUGUGGUACAGCCAAUGGCAGAGCUGUCCAUAGCUCUGGGAACAGGAAUGCUUGUCAUUUUGGACUCUCCAUUCUUUCCCUUAUUCAGAGGGCUACAUCCACUCUGUGCUUUUAGCCAGUAGAGGAUUGCAUUAUUAUGUAAGGGAUUUUUACAGUUUUGUCAUGCGAGAUCAGUCUUCCCUGCACAUCGGCUGUGGGUGUGAAAUUGGGAUAAUAAAAUACUGAAGUGUUUCGUCCAGGUGACCAAGUGGCAGUGCUGACCUCAGGUGCCCAUCAGAUUGGUGUUAAUGUAGCAUGCAAAGCAUGCAUGCCGACCUGCUAGUGCUUGAGAAACAGCUCCUCCUCAAAAAACAAAGCAGCCCUUCCUCCAUGCACAACAUUAGGUGUUUCCAUGUACAAGUCCUUCCAAAGUGACUUCCCUUUUUAUUUUUUUUUUUUUGUGUGUGUGGAGGGGCACACAGUUGCCUUCAGGCCUGAACACUGAAAUAGAUUAACAAUUGUUAGCUGAUUCAUUUGUUUAGGCUUUUUCUGCUUUCUGUAAUGUGUAUUGUCUUAAUCUUGGUAAAUUCGAGAUUAUACUUACCUUGACCUUCUAAAAGCAACUGCUCUUAGACCACUUGCUGAAAUUGGAUUAUUGAAGGAAGAACUUUAUUCUGUUACGGUCAUUAAGGGUCUUCUUUUUAAUUAUUUCCUUUUUCUGGGUGGGCAUGAGGGCUGCAUGGGUUUUUUUGGUUUUUUGUUUGUGUUUUUUUAAGCAGAAAAAUAAGCAAGCAAGCAAAAAUAACUACCUGAAUCUCCCAUAUGCUUUGGGCCAUAUUUUUCAGACAGCAAUCACAUGUAAAUUUGUGUUCAGCGCUUCCAUGGCUGGUGUUUAUUCUCCAUAAACUGAUACACAGCAAUUCCGUAAAAUCUGUAUUAUAAAAUUUUUUUAUCACAUUUCAGAAAAUGGCAGCUCUAGCUGUAUUUUGGCCUUCCCUUUAGGGAAACGUUGGACUUUGCACUUUAAAAAAAAAAAAAAAAAAAAGUCAUUCUAUCCAAAUCAUUUUUAUGUAUAAUGCCUUUCUGAUCUGAGUUUUCCUUGGUUUUGCCAAUAUCUUUGUACCUUUGUGGGAUUUGUGAGAUCCCUGGUAAUUUUGUUUGACUGUGACCAAUAAGCAAAUGUAUUGUGUGUGUGAUGUAAAGAUGACUUCAGCAUUUCUAUCUUCCAGACUUGUUCCAUUUUGUUCAUAGUGUGCAAGUGCCGUUACGAGUAUUGAAAUCAUGGUAACAUUUUCAAAUGUUGAGAAGAUGAGCUGUUUCAGAUUUGAUUUUUUCAUUAUGUGCCUUGAUGAUGACUGUGCUCAAUUGUGUAUUCUUUGUCUCUUAAAUGUAUGUUUACCUUUCUAGCUCUAUAAAACUACCAGUUUCUAAUAAAUCUUGGAUUCCUUAUCUGA
Messenger RNA from Pyrgilauda ruficollis (rufous-necked snowfinch), 6155 nucleotides. RefSeq names its product solute carrier family 25 member 24 (gene SLC25A24). Gene Ontology annotation, molecular function: calcium ion binding; ATP transmembrane transporter activity. Bases 2646 to 3833 code for a protein of 395 amino acids. NCBI's taxonomy places the organism in Eukaryota, Metazoa, Chordata, Aves, Passeriformes, Passeridae. Gene Ontology annotation, cellular component: mitochondrial inner membrane. The record is from RefSeq and is a predicted model, not a curated record. Gene Ontology annotation, biological process: transmembrane transport. The transcript is spliced from 12 exons.